This is a messenger RNA of Chara braunii, 1889 nucleotides long. Lineage: Eukaryota; Viridiplantae; Streptophyta; Charophyceae; Charales; Characeae. The record is from the annotation of a GenBank genome assembly.
GGAAGGGUUGAAGCCCGAUGACGCGAAGGUGGCCAGCAUUCGUGAUUGGCCACGACCUCAGUCUGUGACUAGAUGAGAUCUUUCUUAGGAAUGACAGACUACUACCGGACUUUUGUAAAGAACUGUAGUGUAGUGGCCGCUCCUUUGACUGAUCUGACCCACCUUGAUACCCCGUGGGAGUGGACAGAUGAGUGUGAGGCUGCUUUCAGACAUCUGAAGCAUGCACUAACGCAUUAUGAAGUCUUGAAACUUCCCGAUCCUGAUAAGCCGUUUAUAGUAACCACGGAUGCUAGCCAAUAUGGCAUUGGCGCCGUGCUUGCGCAGCAGGAGGGGCUAAAGUUGAGGCCUGUUGAGUACAUGUCCAAGAAAAUGCCAUCUCAGAAGUUGGCUAAGUCCACCUAUGAGAAAGAACUCUAUGCAGUGUUCAAGGCGCUGACCCAUUGGAGACACUAUCUCCUUGGGAGGUUCUUCAUCCUCAGGACUGAUCAUCAAACCUUGAGAUGGAUGAGAACCCAACCUGUACUCUCUGACACAUUGAAGCGUUGGAUAGAAGUCAUUGAGCAGUAUGACUUUGACCCUCAGUACAGUAAGGGUGAGUACAACAAGGUUGCUGAUGCCUUGUCGCGUAGACCUGACUUCUCAGGUGCGCUGAUUACUGAGUACAAUCUUACGGAUGAUGUCACUCAAUCCUUGGUGGAAGCCUAUCGAGAGGACCAGUUUAUGGCUGAGAUCAUACGCAGACUUGAGGCGAAGGAUAAACAAACUUCAGUCGAGUUUGAGUUGGUCAAUGGCUUGCUGUUUCUCGAGAAGGAAGGGAAUAAACGUUUGUGUGUCCCUAAUAAAGAGUCUUUGCGUAGUUUGUUUUUAGGCAAGUGUCACGACGCCACCGGCCAUUUUGGGUACAAGAAGACCGCAGCCAAUUUGCUGCAAAGGUUCUGGUGGCCCACGAUGUUAAAAGAUGCUAAGCUGUACGUGGAAACUUGUCAAGUUUGCCAACGAGACAAGCCCCGUACUCAGGCUCCUCUUGGGCUACUCAAGCCCCUUCCGAUUCCGGAAAGGCCGGGUGAAAGCUUGUCCAUGGACUUCAUGGAUACACUGGUCACCAACAAGAGUGGGAUGAGGCAGAUCUUCGUCAUCGUGGAUAGGUUUAGUAAGUAUGCUAGGUUAAUAGCCAUGCCGGAAACAACGAAGACCGAGUAUGUAAUUUGGUUGUUCAAGGAGAACUGGGUGAGGGAUUUUGGAUUGCCUAAGUCUAUUGUAAGUGACAGGGAUGUCAGAUUUACAAGUGAGUUAUGGAAGGCCGCUGCAGCUGAACAGGGAACUCAACUGCAAAUGACUUCUGGAAACCAUCCAGAAUCAAACGGCCAGGCUGAACAGAUGAACCGUGCUGUUCAACACCUGUUGAGGCAUUACAUUAAGCCCAAUCAGGUGGACUGGGACGAGAAGCUUGCUCUUGUCGCCAGUCUGUACAAUAACGCUGUACACAGCGCUACCGGGGUAAGUCCUAACAGUCUACAUCUUACCUUUAGGCCUAGACUGCCUUUAGACUUCCUACUUCCUGAUAACCAGCCAACUGUUACACCGGGCACUUUGGAGUUCGCUUAUCAUUACGAACAGAAAAUGCAGGAGGCUGUAGAGCACAUGCAGAAGGUGCAGGCAGCAAUGAUAGAAUCUGAGAAUAAACACUGGCGCCCUUCUACAUUUCAGGUUGGGGACAGAGUCUGGGUCAAGUCUUCAGAACUGGGACAGGAGUUCGGGAUAUCCCGCAAACUCAUGCCUUAGUACUUUGGACCUUGGGAAGUUUUGGACGUAGUAGGGACAGAUACUGAUGGUCCAUCUUAUGUCAUCCGUAUCCCUGGUCAUCUCAGAACUUACCCAGUCUUUCACGC